AUGUGCGACUCUGUUAUCAACAACGUCCUGGAAUACGUAGAGUCAUCCGUCCUGGUAUUUCUCAGGUCUCAAAAUAUAAUGUUUACUUCUGAACAAAUUGCCUCGCUUCGCAAUUUGUUUCGAUUGGAAAAACUAUUCGAUGAGGUUAGCACUUUUCAAAAACAGUCGAGAUUUCUUGAAAAGCUAUCUGUACCGGCUCCAACCUCCAAGGAUAUUUUGCUAAGCCGCCGAGAAGAUGUUCGUCACAUCAAUUCUAUACCCAAAAAAAUUUUGGUCAAUGAAACAGCGUCUUACAUCAGUAUUAUAGACACAUUGAAGCUGAUAUUUCGUAAUCCUCAAAAUCGGCGUCUUCUUGAAAAGGAAAAUGACCAGUCGGAAAAUACCCCAUGCGUAACAGAAUACAGUACUUUCAAAUCAGGAGAGACGUUUAAAACGAAAGAUCUUUUUCGAAGUUUUCCCAAUUGCGUUCGUAUCAGUAUCUAUCAAGAUGAAGUUGAGCUCGGCAAUGCCCUGAGCUCGAGAGCAGGGAUCAACAAAGUGUCGAACUUUAGCUUCAAGAUACAAAAUUUCCCGGAUAAGUGGAACAGUUCCACAAGAACUGUUUUUCCUUUGCUGUACUGUACCACGAUUGAUGUUAAGAAGAACGGAUAUGGCAGAAUCUUGAAACCUCUCAUUACCGACCUUAAAGCGCUGGAAGAUGGAGUGGAAGUGUAUUAUGGUUCGGAAAAAUUUGUCCUAAAGGCCGUUAUGACCAUUUUCUGUGGUGACACACUGGCAGUACACGACGUGUUCGGUUAUCUUAGCCCAAGCGCGAAUUAUUUUUGCCGAAUUUGUCAAAUUUCUAGAAAUCAGUUCCAUUCAGACCCGUCAGAAGGACACGCAAUAAGAGAUAAGAAUUGGUAUACCACUAAUCUUGAAUUGGUUCAGCAAGGUUCAAUUGCUCCUAAGGAAUGUGGGCUUAAAGUUACUGGUACACCUUUCAACAGUUUACAACAUUUCCAUGUUACUGAAAAUUUCGCGCUGGAUGGAAUGCAUGACCUGGCAGAGGGUAUCGUACCGCUAACGAUCCAGUUAGUUUUGUCCUAUUAUUACAAACAAAAAGAACGAAAAAUUACUGCAAAAAUACUGAAUAAUAAGAUCAGCACCUUCUGCUAUGGAUUCAAUGACCGCUGCAACAAGCCGUCCCCCAAUUUUACCGAGGAAAUGCUUUCGCAGCCUAAAAAUCAUAAAUUGAGGCAGACUUCUGCUCAAAAUCUUCUUCUAUUGCGCGUGCUUCCGUUCCUGAUUCGUGAAUAUGUUCCAGAAGAAUGCGAAUACAUGAAGCUCAUAGGACAUCUCAUCAACAUUGUACGAAUAAUAAUGUCUCCAGUGGUUUCGGAAAAUUUGCUGUUUCAACUCGAGGAGCAUGUUGAAUUUUUUGAGCAAAUAUUUUGUUCGAAAUUUGACCGAAGAAUCAACAAACUGCAUCAUUUGAGACACUAUGUUCUGUGCAUAAGAAAAAGCGGAUCAAUGAAACAGUUCAACUGUCUGCAAUUCGAGCAAACUAAUAAAAUUGGGAAAAACCAGGCAGCCACAUGCAAAAACUUCAAAAACAUCUGCUCAAGCCUAGGUAAGAGGCAGUGCUUCCGCAUGAUCAUCAACAUUCUUGAUAAUCCUUUCUGUGAUAACAUAAAAUACAUCUCUGCUAAACUUGCAAAUCCUGAAGAAUGUCUCAGCAAUUCAUAUCUAGAUCAAAGUAAUGAGACAGUUUUGCUGCCAAAAUCGAUACUGGUCAAUGGCAUUCAACUUCGUCCAAAUCUGAUAAUUGCACUAAAGAUCCAUUCCAAUAACUUGUUUCCGUCCUAUGGAAUAAUCCGAGAGCUUGUGGUUGUAGAUGACCAAAUAUAUAUAUUGAUCCGAAAAUGUUCUACGACUUGGUACGAUGAGUACUUCCAAGCUUAUGAAGUAACUGUAACAGCUGAAGACGAAUUGCUAUCUAUAGAGGAUUGUUUCAUACAUACCACGUAUUCGUUUUGGUCUACACCCAACGAUCCGAAAAAAUACAUAUCGCGACGUUUCUAUAAUCGGGAUUACUAGAAAAAGAAGAAAUUGACGAUAUGCAGACAUUUUUGGCAUUGAAUGAACGAGACUUUAGUAGAAUGAGCUUGACAACGAAAAUGAUCAAAAUAAUCGAGAAACUACAAACGGAAUCCAGAACUGAGGCAGAUGACACCCUUUACGAAGAAUUCAUUGAAGAAGAGGCCGAUGCAACCGAUGAGAACUCUCAAAUUGAAGCAGUGAUUGAUCCAAACAACCCUUAUCAGGGCAUCAGCCUAGAGCAGGUAAGUUUUUAUCUUACUGACCUGGAAAGUCCAAUCCAAUAAAAUCCCCCUUCACAACUGCCCCAUUUACAAUUGGCCAACCAUAGUAUCUUAGAGAUUCAAAAUGAUAAUGUUUUUUGCUUCUUCUACCGUUUAUCUGUGGUGCUGUUCACUUGAUGCACAUGGAGACUUACCCCACGCGAUUUGAUUUUUCCCACUAACGUCAACAAAAUCACGACUUAUAAAACAAAAGCUUUCUGAAAUUGAUAACAAACUACUUCAACAGGUGAUUCACAUCGAUCGGAUCUUCGAGAGAACCGUUGAAGGUGCUGCCAUCCUGGAACUGUUGCGGGAAGGAACACGCGUUACGGAAACGGAUUUCAAACGCAUAAAUAAUUUGAUUUGCGAUUGUCUAAAAUCACUUUUUGGAUGGUAAGUAAUCCACUGUUUUAUUAUUAUUCAUCAAUUAACUCACUUUCAUUUUCUGAACAUAAAGCCGUCCGACCAACUUCCACAAAAAUCAACUUGCUGUCUCUCUGGUAAAAUCGUAUCCCAUCCUCGGAGCUUCGAGCACGGAAACACCACAGGUAACAUAUUGAGCCUUGUUAGUCGAUGUGCAUGCAUCAUUGAAUGAUAUUCCUUUGCAGGCAUUAUGGUUCCACGCACAUGCACGCGGAACAAAUCGUCAUGCUGGUCGUAUCCACUAUCGCAUGGAGUACUUGGCAAGGCAAUCUGGAGAACGGGUAAUCAAGCGCCGCCGGAUCGAAUCUAGUGCCCCGUCAGAGAACGUUCCACUGGUUGUUGAACCUUGCUCCGCGGAUAUCCAAACACU
Messenger RNA from Aedes albopictus (Asian tiger mosquito), 3132 nucleotides. RefSeq lists its product as uncharacterized. Lineage: Eukaryota; Metazoa; Arthropoda; Insecta; Diptera; Culicidae. The transcript has 2 exons. The coding region runs from base 1 to 2076 and encodes 691 amino acids. The record is from RefSeq and is a predicted model, not a curated record.